Molecule: messenger RNA, 2241 nt
Organism: Indicator indicator
Lineage: Eukaryota; Metazoa; Chordata; Aves; Piciformes; Indicatoridae
Gene: MCPH1
Product: microcephalin 1
Exons: 16
Biological process (GO): mitotic cell cycle
Source: RefSeq, a predicted model, not a curated record
AUGGAGCCCGUCCUGAAAGGUGUUUCUGCAUUUGUAGACGUUUGGUCAUCUAACAGAAGAGAAAAUUACUCAAAAACUUUUGAACAGCAACUUCUUGAUAUGGGAGCAAAAGUUUCAAAAGCUUUGAACAAGCAUGUGACCCAUGUAGUCUUCAAAGACGGACAUUUGGCUAAAUGGAGAAAGGCACAGAAGAUGGGUGUAAAAAUUGUUUCUGUACUCUGGGUGGAAAAGUGUCAACAAACUGGACUACAUGUUGAUGAAUCCUUAUUUCCUGCAAUAGCUGUUAAUGAAGAAUUCCCACUACUGAUGAAAAAACACAGAUGUAUGCAACCAAAAGACUUUGUUGAAAAGACUCCAGAAAAUAGUACAAGGAUGCAGAGAAGACUGGACCAGAUGACUAAAGAAUUAGCUGAACAAAAGAGAGCAAUUAGUGCUGAAAAUGAUAUACCAGUUCUACUAUUUCAAGACGAUGGUUCGCUUGCAUACAGCCCUAUUAAAGCAAAAGAUCUGUGCACUAAAAUGGAAAGGAGAAUGAAGGACAUGAAGGAAAAACAAGAAAAUCUUUCUUCUACUGCUUCUCAAAUGUUUCAGAUACCUACAAGCAGUUCACUAGGAGACUGCCCACUGUCUACUUCUGGCUUAACUAGUUCAGAAGAUGCAUUGUUACCAGGAGAACAAAUGGGAGAUUGCUUGAACUCAAGUUAUGACUGUAUUUGGGAAACUGAUAAGAGACAGAAAACAGAGGCAGUAGAACACACCUCUGAUGCUUCGACCAAUAUUCGUGUAUCUAUGAGUGCAUCAGCGAGUUCUCCCUCAUGCAGCCAUGUGCAGAAGAGCUUAAUACUAGAACAGCACAGCAUAGGAAGCUUAAAGAAACGUUUUUUACAGCAGACUUUGGAUGACAAAUUGCCUUUAGAAAAGGAAGAUCUAAAAAAGCUUCCAAAGAAAAAUUGGCAGGACGAAAAUAGCACAAGUACCUCAGCUGCAAAUGAUGGGUCUCUUCUACGCUGCAAGGGCUUGGGUCAAAUUAAUCCUUACGAAAAUACAGCCACGUUAAAUACUGUUCCUGCUUUCAUUGGCAGUCUUUCUAAUUCACCUAUCAACAGUGAAGGCUUGAAUACUUGUUCAUUGUAUAGAAUCUGCCCUGUCGACAGAAACAGUAGUACUGAAGAUAAGAUGAGGAAGAAAGUACAAACACUAUCUAGUUGGAAACUGACUACCUCAGAACCAGGUGCAUCAGCGUCUGAAGAGUUCUUAAAAGCAAUUACUACACGUAACAAGUCUUUUUGCACUGAAGAAACUUCUUAUGAAGACUUCUUUUCAUCAUCUGAUUGGAAUAAAAAGUUAGUACAGAUGGUGGAAAAAAUUGACACUGCAGAAGCUCUGGGUUCUGAUGAUAUGAAUAGGAUUUUUCAUGAUUCUGCUGACGCAGCCUACGGAACCAAUGUGAAUUAUUGUAUUGAUACUGCUGGUGAUGGAAACAAAGUUUCAGAGUGUCAUGUUACUGAUGGCUCUUGCCCAGUUUAUAAUGAACAAACAAGUAAGUCCAAUGGGAGGAAUCAAAGUACAGUAAUUCAAGCAGUGAAUAAACUUGGAGACUUUUUGUUCUCAGAGGGUGAAUGUGAAACAACAAGUUGUAUAGUUGCAGGGAGUCCUCAUCGUGCCUUGAAUGUUUUGCUGGGACUUGCUCAUGGGUGUUGGAUUGUUUCUUUUGAAUGGGUUCUGUGGUCUCUAGAGCUGGUCCAUUAGAUCUCAGGCAAGCCAUAUGAGCUUCCAUGCAGCUUCCCUACACCUCCUCUGAUUGAUGUCCACAUGGAGAGGUCAUACACCUCCAUUCUCCAGCCACCUGUUCCUGCUCCCUUCCUCACACCAGCAAUCACAUUUGUUGUUGAAUUUUUGACUAAGCCAACAGGCACUAACCGAAAAGAAAACAAAGGACAAUUGCCUGUCAAGUUUGCGGAUUGUGGAUCUCUCUUAGCUGUUACUAAGAUAACUGUGUCUCUUGAGAGUGUAGAAAAGAUGUUCAAAGGAGUAACACCAUUUAAAAUUAUAUGCAAAAUGUCUUCCAUUAUGAAAGGCCCCCUUAUGACAUCACUGGAACUCUUAUUUGGAGGCACAGCUAUCAGCUAUCCAGGGAAAAGGUAUGGGAAGUGCUGCUGUUAUUCUGAGAAAUUUCUUUUAGAUUCAAUCACUCAGCAUACAGUAUGUCCCAUGGAAAACUACAUUUUUAAUGUGAGCUAA